GCAAUUAGUUAGUCAACAGUACUGUUUCACUUUGGAAUCUUACUGUCAACAUGUUUAAAUUAUUUGUUGUUCUUAUUAGCGUUGCUUACGCCGCAGCUGGUGGACUCUACUCCAGCUAUGAUAGUUAUAACUAUGGCAAUAGUUAUGGCAACAAUUAUGGAUAUGGAUAUGGUCUUGGUGGUUAUGAUUUAAGGCAUAAUGGAGCUAUCGUCAACUAUGCGCCAUAUGCUAAUAGCUAUGCUAAUAUUUAUGAGACAAGUUAUCCAGUGAUCUAUCCAAAUUAUUAUUCAGCAGUAAAGAAAAUUCACUAUACCAAUCCAUUGUAUAAGCUUGGUCAUUACUUACCGACUUAUUUAGGCAGUUAUGCUGCUUCUUAUUCCCCUUAUAACAGUUAUAGUUACGGAAUUAACAACUAUAAUUAUGCUCUUAGUCAUGAUUACGGAGGCUAUGGUGGUUAUAGUGGCAUUUCCAGCGUCAGUACAUCUGGACAUAAUAUUUUCCAUCGCUAUUAGUGAACAAAUAUAUAAUUACAG
Molecule: messenger RNA, 533 nt
Organism: Ceratosolen solmsi marchali
Lineage: Eukaryota; Metazoa; Arthropoda; Insecta; Hymenoptera; Agaonidae
Product: shematrin-like protein 1
Exons: 3
Coding region: 51-512 (153 amino acids)
Source: RefSeq, a predicted model, not a curated record